GCAACUAACAGAAACCCAAUCUCUUGUUUCAACCCUCAGCUGAAACACAACACAACACACACAACAUAUCUCUCAACAAAACAACAACACAAAUACACAAACUCAAACAUCACGAAUCCAAAACUCACCGCCGCCUCCGCCGCAGCGCCGGAGCAUCAUUCCCGAGGUUGUUUGGAGAUAAAGUGCUCCUUUCAGCUAAAAGUUCUUGUGCUCCUCUUUGUCUCUCUUUCAUCUUUCAUAGCCACUCCUACCUUCUACGGGAAUCUACAAAAGGCUAUCCAUUUCAUCCUCUAUGACGUUUACAUGUUUGAGCAAAGGUGGGGGCUUUCACUUCCCACCAUGUCACAUGCUGAAUUUUUGUGGCAUUAGAAUCUUAUUAGAUUGCCCACUAGACCUUUCUUCUCUCAUGGUGUUUUCUCCUGUCCCUACUGCUUUUGAUUUCUUGCCAUCCGAAGAAAGCAGCAACACUGUGGCCAGUGGUUUUUUUGAUUCAAGAGUUGGGUCUGGGAAAAGACAUAAAAUUGAAAAGCUCCUUGAUGCUAAAAGCUUACUUUUUGCUGAACCUUGGUACAAGACUGUUAAUAACUUGCACUUGUGGAAUUCUUCUUUCAUUGAUAUCGUAUUAAUCUCCAGUCCAAUGGGUAUUCUGGGAUUGCCUUUUCUUACUCGAAUGAAGGGUUUCUCAGCUAAGCUUAAUGUUUUGUUCAAUUGUUUGAUAUAUAUAACGGAAGCAUCAGCAAGAUUAGGCCAGCUAAUGAUGGAGGAUCUUGUAUCAAUGCAUGUGGAAUUCAGUCAGUUUUAUGGACCAGAGGAAUCAAAUUUCCCUGCAUGGCUGAGGCAGGAAGAGCUUGAAAUCCUUCCUUCUGAAUUGAGCGAGAUAAUAUUGGGAGAAGAUGGAGUGGAGUUGGGUGGUUGGAUGCCAUUGUACAGUGCAGCUGAUGUGAAGGAUUGCAUGCUAAAGAUUCACAAGCUUAAUUAUGCUGAGGAAGCUUGCUACAAUGGUACAUUGGUUAUAAAAGCAUUCAGCUCCGGUACGGAAAUAGGAAGUUGUAAUUGGAUUCUAAAUAGUCCGAAGGGAGAUAUUGCUUAUCUUUCGGGAUCCAACAUCAUUUCUGCACAUGCAAUGCCUUUUGAUUACCGCAGUUUACAGGGGACUUGUGCAUUAAUUUAUUCAGACUUCUUAUCCUUUACUGAUACUCAAGAUGGCGAGGAUGGGGAUAGUAACUCUGUUCUAACUGCUGAUAAGUUAUUACCUAUGAGUUCUCAAGAUUUGGCUGGAUUCAACCAUAACUUUGACGAAAAUUCAGAAGAAAAGAAAAAGCUGGUUUUCAUAUGCUCAUGUGCAAUAGACUGUAUCAAUGAAGGUGGUUCAGUUCUUAUUCCUAUAGACCGACUUGGAACUGUUUUGCUUCUUUUGGAGAAAAUGACAACAUUACUUGAAGCUUCAGAUAUGAAGGUUCCAAUUUAUAUAAUUUCUUCUGUGGCUAAAGAGUUACUGGCAUUGCUUAACAUCAUACCUGAGUGGCUUUGCAAACAACGUCAAGAAAGGUUAUUUGCUGGGGAACCAUUGUUUGCACACGUCAAGCUCCUAAAAGAGAGAAAGAUUCAUGUGGUUCCUGCUACUCAUUCACAUGAACUCUUAGUUAAUUGGCAGGAACCUUGCAUUGUAUUCUGUCCUCUCUGGAGUUUGCGUAUGGGUCCUAUUGUUCAUUUGCUUCGUCGAUGGUGUGGUGAUCCAAAAUCUUUACUUAUUAUUGAGGGUGUUUUGAAUCUUGAGCUAGCACUUUUACCUUUCAAUCCAGUUGCAAUGAAGGUUUGUCAAUGUCUGUUUCCCUCUGGAAUAGGGUUGCAGAAAGUUAAACCUUUACUAGAGACAUUGCAGCCAAAGACAGUUCUGUGUCCUGAGGAGUUGAGACCGCAGAUCAACUUGUCAAGUGAAAAGUCUUUCUCUGUUUUAUAUUAUACCGAAGCUGAAACUUUAAAAGUACCAUACCGAAAAGGCAGUUCAGAGUUAAAAAUUGCAACUGAUUUGGCUUCCCAGUUUUAUUGGAAAAGAUUCAAAAAGGAAGAAAUCGAUGUAAAAAAAUUGAAGGGAGAGCUAUUGAUGGAAAAUGGUAGGCAUCACUUGGUAUUGGAUAAUGAUAACAAAAACUCCUUGAGUAAUAGGUCUUUGGUACAUGGGGGUUAACCCGAUUUAGAAAAACUCAUGGCUGCAUUAUCAAAGAUGGGAAUCAGUGGAGUUAUCGAACAUGAUACGAGUGGUGAUGCUAAAUCACAAUCUUUGUGUAUUAUUCACAUUCAGGACCCUUACAAAGCCUCAAUAGAGAUUGGAGCCACGAGUGCAAAUAUCACUACUGCUGAUGAGAAUGAGGCUUCCUUCAUUUAUAAAAUUGUGGACGAUAUUUUGGAUGGGGUUUGAUGUAAUGGGUUUCUGGUUUGUAAAAUGCCUGUAUCAGAAUAUAUUAUUUAUAGUUUAUAUGUUAUUAGCUCAAUUAUCUAUAUC
Messenger RNA from Cajanus cajan (pigeon pea), 2503 nucleotides. The record is from RefSeq and is a predicted model, not a curated record. NCBI's taxonomy places the organism in Eukaryota, Viridiplantae, Streptophyta, Magnoliopsida, Fabales, Fabaceae.